Molecule: messenger RNA, 4142 nt
Organism: Caenorhabditis elegans
Lineage: Eukaryota; Metazoa; Nematoda; Chromadorea; Rhabditida; Rhabditidae
Gene: alg-2
Product: Protein argonaute-1
Exons: 7
Coding region: 1-2733 (910 amino acids)
Cellular component (GO): RISC complex; P-body
Molecular function (GO): nucleic acid binding; RNA binding
Source: RefSeq, marked reviewed
AUGUUCCCUCUGCCUGUACACAAUGGUCCUAGACUUGGAAAAUUAUCGAUUUUCGAAAUGCCCGGCGAUUCGCUGACAUCGUCGUCUUUCAUGCCAGAUGGUGGCGCAGAAACGUCGAGCUCUUCACAGUUGGGCGGCUCGGCUCACGGAGCAAUUGGCACAAAACCCGACGCAGGCGUCCAAUUCCAGUGCCCAGUCCGUCCGAACCAUGGAGUCGAGGGCCGAUCCAUCCUCCUGCGAGCCAAUCAUUUUGCAGUACGGAUCCCCGGAGGUUCAGUCCAACAUUAUCAAAUUGACGUCUUUCCGGACAAGUGCCCAAGACGGGUUAAUCGCGAGGUAAUCGGCUGCCUGAUCUCCUCCUUCUCAAAAUAUUUCACCAAUAUUCGACCAGUCUACGAUGGAAAGCGUAACAUGUACACGCGGGAGCCCCUACCAAUUGGCACGGAGCCCAUGAACUUUGAGGUGACGCUGCCUGGAGAUUCAGCAGUGGAACGGAAGUUCUCAGUGACGAUGAAGUGGAUCGGUCAGGUCUGUCUGUCAGCUCUGGACGAUGCCAUGGAAGGUAGAGUGCGGCAGGUUCCACAUGAAGCCGUUCAGUCGAUCGAUGUGAUUCUUCGCCACUUGCCAAGUUUGAAGUACACCCCGGUUGGAAGGUCGUUUUUCACACCUCCAGGCGUCAUGAAGCCCGGCAUGCAAAUGCACCAGGAGAGCAAACUCGGUGGAGGCCGCGAAGUAUGGUUUGGAUUCCAUCAAUCCGUCCGACCAUCCCAAUGGAAGAUGAUGCUCAACAUUGACGUCUCCGCCACGGCCUUUUACCGCGCGAUGCCAGUCAUCGAAUUCGUCGCCGAGGUGCUCGAGCUCCCAGUCCAAGCUCUCGCCGAGCGUCGGGCCCUCUCCGAUGCUCAACGCGUCAAAUUCACCAAAGAGAUCCGUGGACUCAAGAUUGAGAUCACCCAUUGUGGAGCCGUGCGCCGGAAGUACAGAGUUUGCAACGUCACACGCCGCCCGGCCCAGACCCAGACCUUCCCAUUGCAACUGGAGACUGGCCAAACUAUUGAGUGUACUGUAGCCAAGUACUUCUUUGACAAGUACCGUAUCCAGCUGAAGUACCCCCACCUUCCAUGCCUCCAAGUCGGUCAGGAGCAGAAGCAUACGUACCUGCCACCAGAGGUCUGCGAUAUUGUUCCAGGACAGCGUUGUCUGAAGAAGCUCACCGAUGUGCAGACGUCCACCAUGAUCAAGGCCACGGCUCGUUCCGCUCCAGAGCGUGAGCGUGAGAUUUGUAAGCUAGUAAGCAAGGCUGAGCUCUCCGCGGAUCCAUUUGCUCAUGAAUUCGGAAUCACUAUCAAUCCAGCAAUGACUGAAGUCAAGGGACGUGUGCUCUCGGCUCCGAAGCUUCUCUAUGGAGGUCGUCAUCGUGCCACAACUGCCCUUCCGAACCAGGGAGUCUGGGAUAUGCGCGGGAAGCAGUUCCACACUGGAAUGGAAGUCCGUACCUGGGCGAUUGCAUGCUUUGCUCAGCAAUCUCAUGUCAAGGAAAAUGAUCUCAGGAUGUUCACGACUCAAUUGCAAAGGAUCUCUACCGACGCUGGAAUGCCAAUCAUCGGUACCCCUAUGUUCUGCAAAUAUGCUUCUGGAGUGGAGCAGGUGGAGCCGAUGUUCAAGUACUUGAAGCAGACCUAUUCGGCGAUUCAGUUGAUUGUGGUGGUGCUGCCAGGAAAGACUCCGAUCUAUGCCGAAGUGAAACGCGUCGGAGACACCGUCCUCGGAAUCGCCACCCAGUGCGUCCAGGCCAAGAACGCCAUCCGAACCACCCCGCAGACACUCUCCAACCUCUGUCUCAAGAUGAAUGUGAAGCUUGGUGGAGUCAACAGCAUCCUCCUGCCAAACGUGCGUCCACGGAUCUUCAACGAGCCCGUCAUCUUCCUGGGUUGCGACAUCACCCAUCCAGCAGCCGGUGAUACCCGUAAGCCAUCCAUCGCCGCAGUGGUAGGAUCUAUGGAUGCUCACCCGAGUAGAUAUGCGGCAACAGUUCGGGUCCAGCAGCACCGUCAGGAGAUCAUUACGGAUCUGACAUAUAUGGUUCGAGAGUUGCUUGUCCAGUUCUACCGUAACACGAGGUUCAAGCCAGCCCGAAUUGUGGUCUACAGAGAUGGAGUGUCUGAGGGUCAACUCUUCAAUGUGCUCCAAUAUGAGCUCCGCGCAAUUCGUGAAGCUUGUGUGAUGCUUGAGAGUGGAUACCAGCCAGGAAUCACAUUUAUCGCUGUGCAAAAGAGACAUCACACAAGGCUCUUCGCCGCGGAUAAAGCUGAUCAAGUAGGAAAAGCAUUCAACAUCCCACCAGGAACAACUGUAGAUGUGGGAAUCACGCAUCCAACGGAAUUCGACUUCUUCCUCUGCUCCCACGCUGGUAUCCAAGGAACAUCCCGACCAUCUCACUACCAUGUGCUCUGGGAUGACAAUGAUCUGACGGCCGACGAGCUUCAACAGUUGACCUACCAAAUGUGUCAUACCUAUGUAAGAUGCACGAGGUCUGUGUCGAUCCCGGCGCCGGCGUACUAUGCACAUCUGGUGGCGUUCCGUGCUCGUUAUCACUUGGUCGAUAGGGAUCAUGGAUCCGGAGAGGAAGGAUCACAACCUUCGGGGACGUCGUCGGAGGAUACAACAUUGUCAAGCAUGGCCAAGGCCGUACAGGUUCAUCCCGACUCGAACAACGUCAUGUAUUUUGCCUAAGUCUCCAACUACGGAUUCUCUGCCAUUUCACAGCCACUUGUUAUCUAUGCAUCUCGAUUUUCAUUUUUCCCGUUUCCUCUGCCCCCUGAGAUUUUCAUGUUUUUCCUUCCCCUAAUUAUCAAUAUCAAUCAAUACUUUAAUAUCUUUCAAGCCCAGGUUUAUAAUAUUUCCAAUUAUGUUAGGUGUUUAAUUUUCACCAAGUUUUUUUUCCAUUUUUUUCCAAAUUUCUUGAGCCAUUUUCCAUACUAGCCACACAAUGCUUUUUCGAUCCUCCAAAUACUUUCCAUUUGUGUCUUUAUCCCCCUCUGCUCUAAUUAAAUACGACCUUAUCACUCAAUUGGUACACUUUGUUGUAAACUGUCUUUCUCUUAGUAUCUGAAAAAAAACCUCAUGAUUGUCCUGUUUUUCAACCCACCCCCACCCACAAUGCCUUUUUGUGUUUCCCAAUGGCAAGUCCAACAGAAUAAAGUGAUAUUUUGGAACCCACAGGAUGUCCGCUGCUAUUAGGGGGCCCGUAAGAUGGGCGCUGUUUCUGUACGCCAGUGAGAUGUCCGCUGCUUCUAGAACACCAUUAGAUGUCGGCUGCUCUAUUGGGCUCGGGGCAUGUCCGCUGCUUUAGCAAACGCUGCUCUAUUAAGCCCGUAUGAUGUCCGCUGCUAUUAGGGAACCUGUGGGAUGUCCACUGCUUCUAAAAGCCUGAUUGUCUCCUACUUUGCACCAGUGAUCCCGUAAGAUGCCCGCUGCUUCUGAGAACCCAUAAGAUGUCUGCUGCUGUUCAAUAUGCCCGUAAAACAGGAUCUCAACGUCUUUAUUUUGUUAUACCACGUUACUAUUUUCCAAGUUAGAUGUACUGCUUUCUUCUCUCGACCUCUGCUGUCUCACAUUCCUGCCUCUCCUCCCAUGAAAUCCUCUUCCGCGUUGGUCGUAUAGAGGAUCAUAUCCACCUCCGUAAUAGAUUCCGUUACCAAUACGACAACAGAAUCGAACUCCCAUGUAUAUGAAGCCAACGCAGAUUGUCACAACAACCACUACCGUUAAAAUUGUACCGAAGCCAUCCAUAUCGUCGCCAUGACUCAUUUGCUUGACUCGAUGCGAGAUGUCUUUUCUUCUUUUCUAUUGUCGUUCCCCUUCUUUUCUAUUGUCGUUCCCCUUUGGAACAGUAUAGUUCACAAUGUAUCAACAUUCCUUUCCCCCUCCCAGGUUAUGAACCUCAUAAACCAACAAAUCUCAUUUUUUUAAAUUUCUCGUUGAUUUAUCCUCUUCUGUCAAAUAGUAUUUACUUUUCAUACUUAAGAUGGACUCUGACGGGUCUUUCUUAUUUUAUGUGUUAUUCGAUUUUCCCCGUUGAUCUUCUAUGUAUUACAUUUUGUUACUAUUUAUCAAAUUUCGAAUAAACAAACAAAACAAUU